Molecule: messenger RNA, 3573 nt
Organism: Colletotrichum truncatum
Lineage: Eukaryota; Fungi; Ascomycota; Sordariomycetes; Glomerellales; Glomerellaceae
Biological process (GO): regulation of DNA-templated transcription
Molecular function (GO): zinc ion binding; DNA-binding transcription factor activity, RNA polymerase II-specific
Source: RefSeq, a predicted model, not a curated record
AUGUCUAACCGAGUGCCUGAUAUCAUUGCCCUUCCUACAGGAGAGCACAAAUCUACGCAGCAACAGUCGCUACAUUCUAACUUAGUCCCUGAUCAAAUUGCGCUACCCUCGGGAGAACCGAAGGCGAAACAGCCAGAACUUCCACAGCAGCCUGAGCUAGAAGAAUAUAUUGAUCCUCGACUGCUACAGGUGCAACCGCAACUCCCACAACACCACUCACCCAACGGAUACCUACCGGAAACACCACAAGAUCUCCCCCCGACCCCAUCCUCAGAUGGGUUCUAUGGCUAUCAAUCAUCUCUCCCGCAGCAGCCGCCUCAGAUGCCAUUGCGUUCGGACCCGUCUGGCAACUUCAACAUCGGGCUCCUCGCCGAAGCUAACGAGAACUAUCUCCUCGCAGGCCAAUCAACCUUUAACCCUUCGCCUCCCCAAGACCACGCUCCACAAGAACAACACAUCCAGCACCAGGCCGAACCAGAGGACCCCGAACACUAUUUCAAGUCCUGCAACUUCUGUCGCAAAGGACGGCACCAUUGCUCCGGUGAACGCCCCUGCAACGUAUGCGUCACCGUCAACGUCCGCUGCGAGUACGAGCUCCUCCCUGGCGCCGGCGCCAAGGUCUCUCGCAACCGCAAGCGCAACCUCGAUGUCGCAGCGGGUAGCCAACCGGUGGCCCCGAACGAUCCAUCCGCGAAGCGUCGUAAGACGGGCCAGUUCCAACAGCAGCCUGAGAUCCAGCGUCCUCCGCUACAUCGCAUAAAGUCCCCUCACAACCUCACCGAGAACGGCUCCUGCGACCACUGCAGCGCGGGCGGCAACGAGGGAAAGGACUGCGACGCGAACCACGCCGAGCAGAUCGAGUGCUCGCAGUGCACCAAGUACCGCAACCUCGCCGACCCGAAUCACAUAUGCAAGGUCCGCGGCGGCGGCGAGUACUGGCAGAAGCGCUUCGCAAACUCUCGGCCCUUAUACCCCAACACCGAUAGUGAGGCGAGCUGCUGUGCCGGAUGCAAGAAGAAGCGGACCGCGCAUAAGCCUCAGAUGUGCGACAUCGACAUUCAAGUCAAGAUCGGGUGCACGCCGUGUAGGAGACAAGGCCGGCUCUGCGAAGCGUACAACGAGAGACGUGCCAACGGGACGCUCCAAGGCGAGUCGACGGCGGCGGAGCAGAUGUGGAACCGGCCGGACCCGAGUGACGGCGACCUCGCACCCGGACGGAGGCCGUGGUGGAGACACCUGUGCGAGGCUUGCAUCCCUGAGCUCGACAACAAGCGCUGGACGCCCUGCUCGUGGAUCAACGAUUUCAGACUCGGGGAGUACAAGUGUCUUACCUGCACCGAGAAGGGCCGCCGCUGCGUCGACCCCUGGACGAAGCGGGAGUUCACCGAACCGUACGUCUACCCGGGGCACGGCGACCACCUCGUCAUUGACGGCAAAUCCGUCAACCGCAUAGGAAACCGGAAGUGCGGGAACUGCAGGGUGAACCACCAUUCCUGCCGCGGCUUCGACGGCCCGACUGGCUUUGCGUGCUCCAAAUGCACGGCUUGGGGUCUCCGUUGCAUGGUGCAGCGCGAACCGGGAAAGCCCGCCGUGGAGCUGCCGCACCCGGACCGGAAGUUGAUCGGUUGGACGCGCAACACGGGCGACACGGGGCACUUGUUCGUUGCCUGUGUGACGUGUCGGAUGAAAGGGCGCAACUGCGAUCGUAAGCGGCCGUGCGAUAGCUGUGUCAAGUUCGGGUCCCAGUGUGACGCCUUUCUGGGCGGCGGAGGGCGGUGCAGACGUGACGAGAACCUGACUGGCGCCGACUCGCCGGACUACUACAUGGCUCUUGGGUACGGGCCGGGAGGCGUGGAUACUUCUCGGUGGGAUGUGCCCGAAAACGAGCUCAUCGGACCGAAUAGGCCAAAGUGGGUGGUCACGAACGUCCAGCCGACGCAACAGCAACAAGAGCAACAUCAUAGGUCUGAGGCGCAGAAUGUCUUGCCGCGGGAGUAUGGAGGGGUUGAGGCUGCCCCGGAUGGCCUGAGAAGAAACCCGCCGCGGUCCAAGAGGGCACCUCGAUCUUUACAACCUGCGCGGUCUACCAAGCGAGGCGGCGGCGCAUCAAGUGCUUCACAACAACAACAACUACUUCCGGGAACAUCGUCAACACAAACCCCUACGCCAACCUCUGAAGGCGUCGGGGAGAAAUACGAUGCUUUCUGGAACUCCUUCUCACCAAUUAAGGGUUCAUACUGGGAUGAUGCCACACGGGUGAACACGCCGGUGGGGAGCAGCCCCCGUUACUUUGGCGACAACCUCGCCGCUGCCGAGGCCACGCAGAAUGGCAAGGACUGGGAGAGCUGGGUGACGGACUUUAACGAUUUCAACGACUUUAACGCUGCGCCCCAGAGCAUGGCGCCGUUUGAAGGGCGGCCGCAAAACUUGGACGAGAUCCAGCGGAUCGUCGGUGAGGAUGUCGUUAUGAGCGACGUGGAUGCAGAACGGCUUGCCAACGAAAUAAUUGACCCGAUAUUGCGGGAAAUGGCAGCAGACAUACGAAACGCCGAGGCUGAAGAGGACAAGGAGCAAAAGUCCAUCCUGGGCCAAGUCCGGGACGCGAUGACGGCAUUCUGCCGGGAUGCCCGCUUCGUGCCCGUCGAGCUCCGCCACUACCCCAUCCCGGACCUCUUCGAAGUGCCCGAGCAAGCGCGGGUCCCGGGCCCCGAGCGGAUCCUUCUGCAGCUCACUGACCAACCCGGCGCCGCACCCCGGCAACCAUUCGCCAGGUCCGCGAACCCCACCGCCCAGGAGCAGCACCUCCAGGGUCUUUUGGUGAAGUGGAAGAAGCCGGGCUUCAACGUCCUCAACUCCAUCCCCGAUCAACCCCUAGCGGAGGGCAACUUAUGGAACCCCGAAGGUAACGACAACCGCACCUGCGAGGAGUGGCAGACCAGCCCUGCCAACGGGCAAAGAUGCAACCGGCCCGUGCCAAACGGCGCCGCCUGCGAGAACCUGGAACACAUGGUCCGGCCAACGGCCUACAUGGUCUGCGACGGCUGCGACGGCAAGAGCAAGACAAGUCUCUUCGAGGGCGCGCAGCCGCUGACACACGGCGAGUUCAUGAGGAUGCGGGCGUACGCCUGCGACGCCUGCUCCGGCCGCGAAAAGGCCGCGGCCGACUUUGGCGCCCCCGGGAAACCCGCGCACGCGCUGACGGGAUGCAUGUGCGGGCUCAAGAUCCUGGGGAGGAGGCUCUGCAUGCAUCACCGCUGGGGGCUGGCGACGCAGCUCAUGGUGCAAACCAUGUUCGUGGCCGAGUGGGCCGUGGCGAACUACGGCCCCGACGCGUGUCUCUUCUGCAAGGGCGGCGGCACCGGUAAGACGGACCUCGGGGGGGAUUUCCUGGGGUCGCUGGUCUACCUGUGCUUGAACUGCCAGGGUGUCGUGGCCGAGAGCUUCGAGCCGGCGUUGAGGGAUGGUGUUCAGCGGUGGUUGGGCGGGACGGUUCCCGCGACGCUUGUAAAGCAGCACUGGGGCAGUGUUCUGCCGCCUCCUCAUUCUCCUCCUCCUGCUGACAUGCCGUCAUAA